CUAUAUUACUCUAUGGUAAUUUUGCUUUGUGAGUUGUGACAUAUUGUAAUUGUGUGCAAGUGAAAUACUGUAAUUGAAUAGGUAUUUGAUAUCAAUGAUGAGAAAACUUAUUGUGCCGAAUUGAUAAUUACUAAAAUGAGUGCCCAAGCCAGAGGUCCUGCAAAACGCAAAGUUAAGCCGGUAGAGCCGCAGUCUUUGCUCGAUUUUGAUCUUGGUGAAGGAGAGAGUUCUGAUGACUCAGAUUUUCGAAUAGAAGAUCAUCCAGAAGAGAGUGAUGAUUAUUCAAUCAAUACGGACGAUGACAAAAAAGGAGGCCGGAACAGUGCAUCAUCUGGGGAUGAAUCAGAAUCUGAGGAUGGUGACUACAAAAAUUCCAAUAAACUGGGAGAGGAGUUGUCCGUCAAUGAUGUUCUGGAAAAAGCUAAACAGCAAGAAUUUAAGUUUUCAGGUGAAUUAGCAAGUAUGUUUAUAUGUGCGGGCUGUUUGGGAUCAAGGAGUGAUGAUUUUAAUGAAAUUGUUGAGUGUGAUGGUUGUGGAGUCACAGUGCAUGAAGGUUGUUAUGGAGUUUCUGAUGUGACAAGUGAAUCAAGUACUGUUAGCUCAGCAUCUACUGAGCCAUGGUUUUGUGAAGCAUGCAAAGCUGGCGUCACAGACCCAUAUUGUGAAUUAUGUCCAAAUAAAGGUGGUAUAUUCAAAGAAACCGAAGUGGGAGCAUGGGUGCAUUUAGUGUGUGCUCUUUAUGUGCCUGGAGUAGCUUUUUUCAGAGGUAAGAGAGUGGAGCGGCUGUCGGGCGUGACGCUGUUCGAGAUGGCGUACUCGCGGUGGGGCGCGCGGUCGUGCGCGCUGUGCGAGGACGCCACGCUGGCGCGCACCGGCGUCUGCGUCGGCUGCGACGCCGGCAUGUGCAAGACAUUCUUCCAUGUCACUUGCGGGCAACGGGAAGGUCUGUUGGCGGAAGCACAUACAGAAGAAGCCGAACAAGCAGAUCCGUUCUACGCUCACUGUCGUCUCCAUUCCGAUAAAGCUCUUGUUAAAAAGCGUAAGAGAAAUUGGCUGGCUUUGCAGUUAAGAACUGAAAAAAGGAAGUUGGAGCUACAGAAUAAUCUCAGUACAGAAGAAAAACUUAGGAUCCAACGUAAACUUGUGAAAUACAGACGAAAAUAUUUACAGCAGAAAGAAAAUAGGAAUCCACCAUGGGUCCCAACUCAGAAAAUGGCAAGGAUGUUGUACAGCAGUGCGUCGGCUAUGAGGAAGUUUCAACGCAAAGCUGAAUGCAUGGGCAUUGACACUCAUGCACUGGAAUUUCAAGAUGCACAAAUAACGGCUCUAAAAGAUGUGUCUCGUCGUUGGCACGUUCCGCCGGCGUUUUCGGUAGAAUUCGUCGGUUACUACUUGGAGCGGAACACGCGCGUCACGUCUCUGCGCAAGUCACUAGAACGGCUUACAAAAGAGAAUGAAACUUUGUUAGCCGACGAUGAUAAGUUAAGAUCUGACUACGACGUGGCAUCAAAAGAAAACAACGACACGUUAGCCGAGCUGACUUCAACACGAGAAGCUUUAAAGAAGAUAUACGAUGUAAUCAUUGCACUAUCCCCGAAGAGGACAAUACCGCCAGUUUUGGAAGAUAAACCGCUAUUACCGCCGGAAAUCCCUCGCUCCACGCCCAAAGUGACGCCUCAGCAAUUGCAGAGACGAGGGUCGGCCACCAGGUCUAUGUCUGUGCCGACUGCGGCAGCACUUAAGAUGGGCGUUGGUUUUCCUCUUAGCGACAACCCGGACGCUCGCCAAGGAAAAGUCUUGUCGACUUCGUUAGAAGCGGCGGCGGGCGCGGCGGGCGCGGCGGGCGCGGCGGGCGCGGCGGGCGCGCUGUCGGGGCGCGAGUGCGCCGCGUGCGCGCGCAGCAGCGAGCGGCACCUCAUGGCCACGUGCGACACGUGUCGCCAACACUACCAUCUGCACUGCCUCAAGCCGCCGCUGCAGCGGCCGCCCAAGAAGAGCAAGCUCUAUGGAUGGCAAUGCUCUGAAUGCGACAAAACUUCCGACUCAGAACCAGAAGUUCUUGAGAAGAAAGUUCCUCGUCGUUCGCGUAUACGAUAUAGUAAAGACGGCACUAUCCUUACAGAACCCCACAGCCCAGGAUCGACGCCGCACUCUCCCCCCUCGAAAUCGGAUAAACCACACAAACAGGAAAAACAAAUAAAAAUUGCAACAUCGGAAAACAUUUCACCCAUAAAGGUCACAAUAAAACCAUUCGAAUUCAGCAGUGAUGGAAACGAGAGUUCCGAAGUCAAACAGAAGAAAGAGAAGAAGAUCAAGAAGUCUAAAAUGAAAGACCACGCUUCGGCAUCAGCGGGUGAAAGCGACGUUUCUGCGAAAAAGUUGCAUAAACGCAGUUUCACGUCACCAACGCUAACAAACACUCCGCUUAUGUCGAUAACGCCUAUCGUAGUGGAUAGCCCUAAUGACUCACACAAUGAAAACUCUAAUGCAUCGACCAAUAUUGCAGGAAAAGAUAGUUUUGUACCGCGAAACUUAUCAUUCUCAUCUCUCCUGAGCGAAGCUAAAGAGCGAGAUAGUAAGGCAAUCGAAAGUUCGAUAGAGAGUACGCUAGCGAACCUUUCGUCGGAUAUCGCUACAUACAAAGCUAAUAGGAAACGAAGGAAAGAGAAGCAUCGGUCGCGAUAUUCGCCAGAUUUGUUGCGAUCGCCUUCGAAAUCGCACAAACAUAAAAGGAAGAAGAAGACGCAAGAUAUGGAGAAUCCGGAACCGCCGCAUCCGAGAAUCACUAUUAAGAUCAAACCAAUACCGAAACCCGAUGGAUCGUUAGACACCCAAAUGUUCUACGUUCCUACGGACAGCAACGAUGGACCACCGCCAGCAGUUAUGAAGAAACUAUCCAAGCAAGCGGAACAAGAUGCCAAACCGACCCCACCGCCCGCUGAGCCUCAACCCGCUGUACCCGCUGACCCUAUAAACACAACACCUACCUCGCGGUGCCGCGCGGCGCGUGCGCGCUCGGUGGCGGGCGGCGCGGAGCCGAGCCCGGCCGCGCUGGCGCCCAUGACGCACUGCGACGUGUGUCUGCAGCCCGGCGACGGCGCCAACCUCGUGCGAUGUGACGAGUGUUACAAAAGAUACCAUUUCACCUGUUUAGAGCCGCCGCUGAACAAGAACCCCAAGAAACGUGGCUACUCGUGGCAUUGUGCCGACUGCGAUCCAACGGACGUUGAAGAGAACAACUAAAAAUCAAGAUAAGGUAAUCUCAAGAGUGUUUGUGUUUCCCGUGGGUCGGUGCUUGACGUCGGCCAAUAUUUGUGGAUAUUGUAUUGUGAGCUUUUAAUUACUACUGCUUUAGUAGAUGUAUUUUAUUGAACAUUGUACUAAUAAAUGAAUAUGAUCGCGUUUUA
This is a messenger RNA of Manduca sexta (tobacco hornworm), 3407 nucleotides long. RefSeq names its product PHD finger protein 14. The transcript is spliced from 20 exons. NCBI's taxonomy places the organism in Eukaryota, Metazoa, Arthropoda, Insecta, Lepidoptera, Sphingidae. The record is from RefSeq and is a predicted model, not a curated record. Bases 136 to 3243 code for a protein of 1035 amino acids. Gene Ontology annotation, biological process: regulation of transcription by RNA polymerase II.